Messenger RNA from Varanus komodoensis (Komodo dragon), 3973 nucleotides. RefSeq names its product OCRL inositol polyphosphate-5-phosphatase (gene OCRL). Gene Ontology annotation, cellular component: cytoplasm; membrane. The record is from RefSeq and is a predicted model, not a curated record. Gene Ontology annotation, biological process: signal transduction; phosphatidylinositol dephosphorylation. NCBI's taxonomy places the organism in Eukaryota, Metazoa, Chordata, Lepidosauria, Squamata, Varanidae. Gene Ontology annotation, molecular function: phosphatidylinositol-4,5-bisphosphate 5-phosphatase activity; inositol phosphate phosphatase activity.
AAUGUGCUUGGGAUUUGCUGUGUGCUUGGGAUUUGCAGCCUCUCCAUAGCGCUCUCAGGCCACUUUUGGGUUUGAUGACUGCUGUAGUGGACUAGAAGCCCUGAGCCCAGGGCAGCCAGUGGCAUCCAACAAGGAAGCGUUUUGCAUCCUUUUCCUGCUUGUCAGCUUCUCGGAAACAUCAGGAUGGGCCACUGUUGGAAAAGGGAUGUUAGAUUAGGUAGACCUCUGGCCUCCCCCAGAAAAGCAGGGCUUACAUGAACGUGUUUUCUGAUUUCUGUAUGUCAGACCUUGGUUACAAGUACAGAAGCGGAUUAGAUGGGACUCUGCCCAUUUCCCUGGCCAGGUUGUGGAUCUGUUUUUGCAAAUGGUGUUGAGGCGCAAUCCGGGAAAUGGCUGUUAAUUUUUUAUGAAGCUAACCCUCAGGCCCUGGAGGUGACUGCAGGCCGGCGAGUGCCCUGUGAACUGAGCUUGGCCCAGCGUAGUGGCGGGGACUAUGACUUGGUUAUCCUUUCCUUGGAGAAGGAACCUCCUGUUCAAGAGAACAUUCCCAUCAACAGCCGUUUCAAAUGGGUGCAAGAGGCUGAAGAAACUCUCCUGAUUGACAUAGCAACAAACACUGGCUGCAAGUUCCGGGUCCAAGGGGACUGGACAUCAGAACGCCUCUUUGAGACCAUGGAUGAGGACCUGUGCUCAGACUUCCUUGCUGAGAUGCUGAGAGUUCAGAAAGUCUCAUCCAAAGGAUCUUUCCCCGAUCUUGUGGAUCAUGCCUCCUGGCACCAGGUGAAAGGUUUGUCAGGGCCUCCGGAAAACGUUUCUGCAGGAGUUCUAGGAUUUGAGGAUAACUUCAAUGCCAUGAGUGUGGAGAAGAAACGAAACCUGCACAAUCAGCAAAUGAGUGCCCACCGGGGCCCCCCGCCCCCUCCUGUAAUCCCAAAUAGGACGGGUCCCCGCGAGAAGGGAAGCCUCGGCAAGGACCAGCCCGAAGUAAGCAACACCAUGCGCAGGUUCUUCGUGCCUUCCACUCACACGCAGAGUGUUCAGAGGGAGGGACUCAUCAAACACAUCCUUGCCAAAAGGGAGAAGGAAUACGUCAACAUCCAGAAUUUCAGGUUUUUUGUGGGCACGUGGAACGUGAAUGGGCAAUCUCCAGACAGUGGAUUGGAACCCUGGCUGACCUGUGACCCUGAACCCCCCGAUAUCUACUGCAUUGGGUUCCAGGAGCUGGACCUGAGCACAGAGGCUUUCUUCUACUUUGAAUCAACCAAGGAGCAAGAGUGGCUGACAGCCGUGGAGAAAGCGCUACAUUCCAAAGCCAAGUACAAGAAAGUACAGCUGGUGCGUCUGGUUGGCAUGAUGUUGCUUAUCUUCGUCAGGAAGGACCAGCUCAACUCUAUUAAAAACGUGGUGGCAGAGACGGUGGGCACAGGUAUCAUGGGCAAGAUGGGUAACAAGGGCGGCGUGGCCGUCAGGUUUGACUUCCAUAACACUAGCUUCUGCAUUGUCAACUCUCAUCUCGCUGCCCACGUGGAAGACUUUGAGCGCCGCAACCAGGAUUACAAGGACAUCUGUGCCCGGAUGAGCUUCCUGCUCCCUGACCAAGGUCCACUGCAGAUGACAGUCAUGAAACACGAUGUUGUCAUCUGGUUGGGAGAUUUGAACUACAGGCUUUGCCUUCCCGAUGCCAAUGAUGUGAAAACUCUUAUCAGUAAAAAUGAGCUUCAGAAACUGUUGACGUAUGACCAGCUGAAUAUUCAGCGUACCCAAAAGGCAGCUUUUGCCGAUUUCACAGAAGGAGAGAUCAAAUUCAUCCCGACUUACAAAUAUGACUCCAAAACAGACCGUUGGGAUUCUAGUGGGAAGUGCCGUGUACCAGCCUGGUGCGACCGGAUCCUCUGGAGAGGAGGCAAUGUCAACCAGCUCCACUAUCGCAGCCACAUGGAACUGAAAACAAGCGACCACAAGCCUGUCAGUUCCCUCUUCUUCAUCGGGGUGAAAGUGGUGGAUGACAGGAGGUACCGGAAGGUGUUUGAGGAUAUUGUACGGAUGAUGGACAGGAUGGAGAACGACUUCCUUCCCUCCCUAGAGCUGAGUAGGAGGGAGUUCUCAUUUGAGAAGGUGAAAUUUCGGCAGCUGCAGAAGGAGAAGUUCCAGAUCACAAACAACGGGCAGGUCCCCUGCCACUUCUCCUUCAUCCCAAAGCUCAACGACAGCCAGUACUGUAAGCCGUGGCUUCGCGCCGAGCCCUGUGAGGGCUACGUAGAGCCAAAUGAGACAGUGGACAUAUCCCUCGACGUGUACGUCAGCAAGGACUCAGUAACACUGCUCAAUUCAGGUGAGGACAAGAUCGAGGAUAUCCUCGUCCUUCACCUGGACCGGGGCAAGGACUACUUCCUCACCAUCAGCGGCAACUACCUGCCUAGCUGCUUUGGGACCUCCUUGGAAGCCUUGUGCCGGAUGAAGCGGCCAAUCCGCGAAGUCCCUGUCACCAAGCUCAUUGAUCUGGGAGAAGACAGCUUCCUAGAAAAGGAGAAAUCGCUUUUGGAGAUGGUGCCCACUGAGAGCGACGACUCUGGCGAGCGGCCUUUGCACAUACCCAAGGAGAUCUGGAUCCUGGUGGACCACCUCUUCAAGAAUGCCUGCCAUCAGGAGGACCUUUUCCAGACCCCUGGCAUGCAGGAUGAGCUGCAGGAUAUCAUCGAAUGCCUGGACACCAGCAUUCCUGAGACGAUCCCUGGCAGCAACCACUCGGUGGCCGAAGCCCUGCUCAUCUUCCUGGAGGCGCUGCCAGAGCCAGUCAUUUGCUAUGAACUGUAUCAGCGCUGCCUCGACUGCUCGCAGGACAGCCGCCUCUGCCGGCAGGUGGUCUGCCAGUUGCCGCGGUCCCACCGGAACGUGUUCCGCUACGUGAUGGCCUUCCUGCGGGAGCUGCUGAAAUACUCCGAGAGCAACAACGUCAGUGCCAACAUGCUGGCCACCCUCUUCGCCAGCCUUCUGCUGCGGCCACCGCCCAACCUCCUCUCGAAGCAGACCCCUCACGACCGCCAGCGGGCCAUCGGCUUCCUCCUGGGCUUCCUGCUGGGCGCAGACGACUACUAAGGUGCCGGCAAGCGGGCUUCUGUGCCAGCUCGUGGGGCAGCUCAGAGACGGAGCGGGAGGGAGGGAGGGAGGGAGGGGAGGAGCGGGGCUGGAGUUCAGUCCUCCCGUGCAGUGGCCACGGCUGAGCCGAGGCGGUUCUCCGACCAGCACACCACCAACUCCUGCCCGGGCCUGUGUGUCGCCACAGGCCUGCCUCCACCCGGCGCCAGCCUGCGCCACUGUCCCCCUCGAUGCAGCUGGCCAGUUGACCGUUUCAUGUAUAAGCUGCUCCAGUACGUUGGCAGACUGACCGGUGGGUUGGCGGUGGUUGCCGGGUGUACACAAGGAUCAGCUGCCAGUUCUUCCCACGCCACUCCACCCCACACCACCCCACCCACCCUCCUGAUACACUACUCUGUCUCCACCCUUGCGCUCCAGUGGAGCUCUUGGUGCUCCUGAUGUAUGCAGAGCCUAGAAAUGUCACCCUCUCCUGGGAAGGACCUCCUUUCUCUUCCCGAGGGCCCUGCGACUAGUUAAGAAGGGGCUGGCUGCGCCCCUUGCAGCCGCUCUCCUUCGCCUCCUUUGUGCAGCUCAGUAUCUGUCCCCGUUCUGCCAGACAGAGCAUGCAGCAUACUUCUUUCCCUCUGUGGAGCACUGGCUUUCCGUGGAACACUUAGUGCCGCCUCAAGCAAGGGGUGAGGAGGCGGCGGAGGUCUCACUGUGAGGACUGGGUUGUGUUCGCCCUGCCCCUCCCCGUACUUCACACAUUUGCCACAUUUGUUUUUCCAGUUGUAUCUCCGGGGUUCCUGUACUUUGUGCUCAUGCUCCCCCUCUCUAUUUUUUUAAUCUGUAUAAUUUAUUGGAAAACUCGUUUCUGAAUAAACAGCCGUUGAGCAAA